Molecule: messenger RNA, 573 nt
Organism: Penicillium alfredii
Lineage: Eukaryota; Fungi; Ascomycota; Eurotiomycetes; Eurotiales; Aspergillaceae
Product: Rer1 family protein
Exons: 4
Coding region: 1-573 (190 amino acids)
Biological process (GO): protein retention in ER lumen; retrograde vesicle-mediated transport, Golgi to endoplasmic reticulum
Cellular component (GO): Golgi membrane
Source: RefSeq, a predicted model, not a curated record
AUGGAUGUCCCUGAGCCCGAGCAGUCUCCCUUCACGGCCGUGACGACCCAGACCAAUAAACUGACCCGGGUUUAUCAAUCCUACCUGGACGCGUCGACCCCGUUUACAACCUACCGUUGGGUGGGCACAGGAGUGCUGUUGUUCGUUUUCUUCUUGAGGAUCGUCUUCGCACAGGGCUGGUACAUCGUCGCGUACACGCUCGGCAUCUAUCUCCUGAACCUCUUCCUCGCCUUCCUGACCCCCAAGUUCGACCCAUCGCUUACCCAGGACGAGGGCCUGGAGGACGGCGAUGCGGGCGGCUCGCCCAGCCUCCCGACGAAGCAGGACGAUGAGUUCCGGCCCUUCAUCCGCCGGCUUCCCGAGUUCAAGUUCUGGCACGCGGCCACCCGCGCUAUCACCAUUGGCUUUGUCUGCUCGUGGUUCGCCGUCUUCGACAUCCCCGUGUUCUGGCCCGUGCUGGUGGUCUACUGGAUCAUUCUGUUUGUGUUGACCAUGCGCCGACAAAUCCAGCACAUGAUCAAAUACCGCUACGUGCCCUUCUCUUUCGGCAAGACGCGGUACGGCCGCUCAUGA